UAUCACGCACAGUCUAUCAGUAGCUGACGACGUUCUUCGACACAGCACAGCCUCUUCUUUCCGUCGGCAACUUUCUUUAAAAGGACUGUAAUUCCGAAUAUCAACCAUGGCUCUACCAAGCACAUUCAGGAAGAUGAUGGUCACCAAACUAUCCACUAAUUUCCGAGAAGCCGUCAAGAUCAGUUCUGUUCCGAUGAUACAACCUGCUGCUGAUGAAGUGCUUGUGAAAACGAGAUAUGUAGGGAUCAAUGCAUCUGAGAUCAAUGCAUCAUCAGGAAGGUAUGCAAAUACAGGUGAACCACCGUUUGGAGCUGGUAUGGAGAGUGUUGGAGAGAUCGUCAGUGUUGGAAGUGGAGUGAAAAAUCUCAAAGUUGGACAGGCCAUAGCCAGCAUGACAUGGGGCGCAUUCGCUGAGUACAAUGCUGUGCCAGCUAAGAUGGCAAUCCCUCUUCCGGCAGCCAAAGCAGAGUUUGUAACUCUCAUGGUCAGUGGGAUGACAGCUGAUCUGAGCCUUGCUGAGCUUGGUGAAAUGAAAGCUGGGGAAAAGGUUUUGAUCACAGCCGCUGCUGGAGGAACAGGACAAUUUGCAGUUCAGUUAGCUAAGCUUGCUGGGUGUCAUGUGAUCGGGACAUGCUCAACAGAUUCAAAAGUGGAAUUCCUGAAGAAUAUUGGAUGUGAUCGACCAAUCAAUUACAAGAAGGAGAAUCUGAAAGAUGUUCUCAGAUCAGAGUAUCCGCAAGGUAUAGACGUCGUCUAUGAAACCAUCGGAGGGGAGAUGUUCUCUACCUGUCUGAAGUCCUUGGCGAACAAGGGGCGAAUCAUUGUGAUUGGCUUCAUUGAGAGCUAUCAGAAAGAGGGCGCUCUUGCUCCAAAGAAUGAAGGAUCAUGGGCUGGAAUAGUGCUCCAGAAGUCUGCGUCUAUCCGGGGGUUCCUUCUCUUCCACUUUGCUGACCUCUGGAAGCGAUCCUUGACCAACCUGACCCAGCUUCUCAUGGGAGGUCAACUCAAGGUCGCAUAUGACCAGGGCAAACAUGACCCUAAGGGACCGUUCACAGGUCUGGAAGCCGUCUAUGACGCUGUUGAUUACCUAUACUCCAAGAAGAGUGAAGGUAAGAUUGUAGUUGAACUCAACCCAGAAGACAAACCCAAGCUCUAACAAGCAUCUCUCAAGCAGCAACACUCGGGCAAACCAAACCAAACCAAAGAUAGCAAUGGGAGCACAUGAAGAAGCUAAACGGUUCUUAGCUAUCCUGGAAACCAGGGAAAACCUGGGGGCGUUUCACAAAACUUGUCAUCAGUGACAAAUGACAGUUAUUGUUAUAAGCUACUGAAAUUCUUGAUUCUGAUUGGUUAUCAGCAGAUUUGUCAUUGAUAUUUUUUCAUUUGUCAUUGAGGAAAGGCUUUGUGAAACGGGCCCCUGGUCAAUGUGUUCCACUUUUUCCAGGCAGGGAAUAGUCAGGGAUUCAAGAAAAAUCACUCAAAUCAAGUAAAAUGUUAAUAUCCCUAAAGAAAUUAGUCAGUCUCAUAUAAUUUGUUGUGUCGAAAGAAAAUAAUCACUAGACAAUUGGCAAAAGUCAAGUUUUAAGGAUAUGAAGCGAUAAACCAUAGCGUUUAAAAAUAAACAUUACUUGUAAAUGAAUGGACACAAAUUGACAAAGGUCUUACAAGUAUUCAAUUAGCUCUGUAUUAUAAGAUACAAAAUCGUGAAGCGCAUCACACUUACAUCAUUGUUUAAAAAACAACUACACUGGUUCACCAACUCAUAUCUGUACAAGGCUUUAUUGUAUGUUAAUAAGCUUGAAAUAAUGAUCUCCCAAUUCAUUGUACAAACUCCAUAACAGGUAAAAUUUCUGCACCUGUACUGUGAUCAUCUGUGAUUACACCUUUUUCGCCCAAACUUAAUGUGAUAAAAUCCGUAUUGGGAACACAAAUCCAUAUUCAGUCAUGUUUUCUGAGUGGUUUUGGUUGUUCAAUACUUGCUCAAAGUAGUUGAAAAUGAUACAUGAACACAUUCUAAAGAUGUUUUUCCACUCUUUGUAAUAUUGCCAAACUGAUUUGACUCCUUGCCCUUGUAGCACCUGAGUGUAAUGUUUAUUGAAUUAAGCUGAUCAGUACUAUUAAAAAAAAGACAUGAAAUACAACUUUUCAGAAUAUAUUCACUCAGUUUCACUUGCCUAAAAGCAUGUUAAACUGAGAAUAAAUAUGUUCAGUUUUGCAUGAUUGAAAGAAAUGAUUACCAGUAGUGUAGUGAAAAAAUAUUGUGAAGAUAUGCCCCCCUUUUUCCUGACUUUUCUUUUUUAUAUUUUUGAUUUAGCCAUACAAUUACCUGCCUGAUCAAUUGAAUUGAAAUCAAAAUGAAAUAUAAAUUGUAUUUCCCAUCAUGCAUCAGGUAUGGUCAAACGGUCAGUAGGACCAAAUAGAGCUUAAAGCUGUUAUGUGAGAAUUCUUCUUCUUGAUGUAAUAACAUUUUCUUGUACAUGUAGAUUUUAAAUGUUCAUUUAGUUGAAGAAGUUGCUCAGGUGCUUUGCUAAAUCACUUCCUAUGGGUGAAGUGUCUUCAUUAAAAUUUCCUUACAACUUUAUAAUUCUUACUGCUUUCUUAUUAAAAAAGAAGCCUCUUUUGUUGAGGGGGGGGGGGGGGGUAUCGGUUAUUACGGAUUCCCUGAAGCAAUGGAAGCUUGGGCCAUUCUCUGAAUCAAGAUUUAGAGAGCAGGUUUUAUUUACGCAUACCCGCCUGCUCUAACAACACCCUGGACGCUAAGCUAGAUUUUUUUUAAAUGAAAAGAAGAAAUCACUGUUAUGAUUAUAUUUGAA
Molecule: messenger RNA, 2813 nt
Organism: Strongylocentrotus purpuratus (purple sea urchin)
Lineage: Eukaryota; Metazoa; Echinodermata; Echinoidea; Camarodonta; Strongylocentrotidae
Product: prostaglandin reductase-3
Exons: 13
Coding region: 107-1156 (349 amino acids)
Cellular component (GO): mitochondrion
Molecular function (GO): zinc ion binding; oxidoreductase activity
Source: RefSeq, a predicted model, not a curated record